Molecule: messenger RNA, 1932 nt
Organism: Geosmithia morbida
Lineage: Eukaryota; Fungi; Ascomycota; Sordariomycetes; Hypocreales; Bionectriaceae
Exons: 4
Coding region: 1-1932 (643 amino acids)
Biological process (GO): positive regulation of transcription by RNA polymerase II
Cellular component (GO): nucleus
Molecular function (GO): transcription cis-regulatory region binding; zinc ion binding; DNA-binding transcription factor activity, RNA polymerase II-specific
Source: RefSeq, a predicted model, not a curated record
AUGGGACCGCCAAAGCCCAAGCCCAGGGCCAAGACCUUCACUGGCUGUUGGACAUGCCGGGCCCGCAAGGUGAAAUGUGAUCUCGCGCGGCCGCACUGCAGCCGCUGCGAUAAGGCGCGAGUGGAAUGCCGGGGCUACGGCCUUCCCCUGUACUGGGUGAUGCAGGACGAGCUCUCGGUGCCGGCUUUCAAGCGCCAGGCGAGGAGUCUACCGCUAGGGAACCCGCACUGGCCUCCGGCCUCUGUGCACGGCGACGUCGUCGACGACUGCCUGCGGGAUAUCGAGCAGCUGGUGGAACGGAUGCCGCGCCCGGACGGUUUCUGGUCGGGACCCUUUGGCGUCUUCCGUCUGGACGGGGAGGUCACGGCUGCCACGGUACCGCCCUCGGGCAUAGCCGAGGAGGUUCUGCCCCUGCCAGCGGGCCUGGAGCUGAUGCUUGCCUCCCGGCGUUCGGACACACCCUCGACGGUGACGGCAGGCAACGCCGGAAGCAUCGACGACUACGACGAGGACCUGGACGGGGCGGUGCCUCGACAGCCCUCCACCGACAUCCUGCCCCUGGUCGCCUGGCCGUUCGAGGCCGAUGCGCGCACCGAUACUUUGCCCGUGCUUCAUGCCCGCAAUGCCUACAGCACCAUCUACGCUAACGAGGCCUUGGCAGUGGCUCGACGGAUGUCGUUGCGACCCGACCCUGCUUCCGGGCCGGUCCAGGAUCACGGUUGGGAUAGCAAGGUUGCCCUCAUGUACUCGCUGCUGGCCUCGUCCAGCGUCCACAUGAGCGGCGGCCGUCGCUCGUCGGAUGGCACGCACGCCAUCUCACGGUCAUUCCGUGUCCACGCCGUUUCCCACCUACGAAAGGCGCUGGGAUCACUGUCGGUGGCCAGCCGAGGUGAGGGCUACGACGGCCGUCGGCGAGGACAGGACGGUACCGCGAUAACGACGGCACCGCCCCACGUACCCGCGCAGCUCGAGGCCGUGCUCAAGGUGAUGCUGACGCUCGUGACAGCCGACAUCAUGGAUGGCCACAUGGACGAGUUCUGGAUCCAUCUCGACGCCACGCGCGCCCUGGUCCGGUGCCUGCAGCAUCGCGUGCCACCGGGGUCGUCCGGCGAGCACCUGGUCAACAUCGCGCGCUUCCUGCGCAUCAUCAGCGAUUCGACCGAUGUGACACUCGCACCGGUGGCAUGGACGACACCCAGCCGGGAAGCCGGCUUCGUCGGAGGCGGCCGCUCGCUCGAGUACACGUACGGGAUCACGGCACGUCUCGCCCUUCUGCUGAGCCGUGCUGGCCGCCUGGCCCGCAGCGCUGCCUACUACUACGCCACGCCGACUGGCCGGGCCGCGGAGCUCCCGCUUGCCUUUACCCAGGCCUGCGAUGCUCUCCUCGCCGACCUGACGGCCUGGCACAUCAGCCAGGAGACGCUGCCAUCCUUCUCGGAGAGCGAUGACGUUACGGGCCUGCUGGCAGCCAAGCACAUCCAUGCCUUUGCCGGCAGCAUCCAGAUAUACCUCUACGCUCGCGUCGUGUCCCCGGCUGUGGCGGCGGCGACAUCGCCGUCAGCGGCAUGGCCGUCCUCGGCCUCGAGAUUGCUCCUAGGAUCUCGCAUGACCGCCCUCGGCCACGCUGUGGUCGGCCACUUGGCUGACAUCGAGGCCAUCAAGGCACGCACUGGCUACGCCGCCGAUACACCUACCGCCACUAUCACGUGGCCCGGGUUCAUUGCGUCGUGCCAAGCUGGUCGCGACCCCGCGCUGCGAGCCGCGUGGACCAAGUGGUGGCGCCAGAUGGUGGGCUACGGGAUCGGUAAUAUCCACGACCUGUGGUCGGUAGUGCAGCAAGCGUGGGCUCUAGACGAGAGUGAGCCGUCAGAAUUGGACGUGCCCUGGGCGGCCGUCCUGCGACGUACGGGACGGCGCAUCCUCGCCAUCUGA